This is a messenger RNA of Eimeria tenella, 507 nucleotides long. RefSeq lists its product as uncharacterized. The transcript has a single exon. The coding region runs from base 1 to 507 and encodes 168 amino acids. Gene Ontology annotation, molecular function: ice binding. NCBI's taxonomy places the organism in Eukaryota, Apicomplexa, Conoidasida, Eucoccidiorida, Eimeriidae. The record is from RefSeq and is a predicted model, not a curated record.
AUGCAGCAGGACGAAUUGCAGCAGCAGGUGUUGCAGCAGCAGCGGCAGCACUGGCCGACUGCAGCAGCUACAGGAGCAGCAGCGGAGCCACCAUUAGGAGAAGCAGCAGCGAAGACACCAUUGAAAGCAGCAACAGCAGCAGUGACUGCAGCAGCUGCAGCAGUAGAGCCACUACCAAAAGCAGCAGCAGCAGCAACAGCAGGGCCAGCAGCAGCAGCAGAGCCACCACCAUGCACAGCAGCAGCAGCCACCAGCAGCAGCAGCAGCAGCUCAGCAGCAGCAGCAAAAGCAGCAGCAGCAGCAGCAGCAGCAGCAGCAGCAGCAGCAGCAGCAGCAGCAGCAGCAGCAGCAGCAGCAGCAGCAGCAGCAGCAGCAGCAGCAGCAGCAGCAGCAGCAGCAGCAGCAGCAGCAGCAGCAGCAGCAGCAGCAGCAGCAGCAGCAGCAGCAGCAGCAGCAGCAGCAGCAGCAGCAGCAGCAGCAGCAGCAGCAGCAGCAGCAACUACCUGA